CCUGGGUGCUAAUCCUGGUCUUGAGUUUCAACAUGAGCAUGGAGAGCAACAUGAAGCUCCCAAAAGCAUGAGCAGUUUCAGUUCACGGAGGAAGAGAAGGAGGAGUUUAGAACGAAUCCUGAAGGCCACCUUCAGUUUCGCCGCCGGAUCGAAGCCGAAUUCAACAUCCUGGUUGAUGUGUUCGUCCUUGGAAUAUGGAUCCUCGGUUCGCACAGUUCUCUCACCACCACAAUGGUUUAAAAGCACUUUACCCUUGGCCGAAUGCUUUGUUUCAGUCCAGACUGUCUUGUUAUGAUCUCUCCUUGACUGUGAUCAACGCACGGCCACCGAAGACGACGAGAGUCUUCGAACAACAUGGAAACCUAUUCCAAUUACAACCUAUUUGUCAUCCUCUUCUCCGCUUUUGGCUCCCUAUUCACAGGCUAUGGCUUGGCUGUCAUUGGGAACACGUUGGGCCAGCCAACGUUCUACACUACAAUGCACGUGCCAGCAGUGCCCACCGACCCUGCAUACUCUCAUACUCGCACCUUGAUAGGUGCCGCCAAUGGCAUCUUUUUCGGGGCCGGCUUUGUCAAUUGCCUCAUCGCGGCAUGGACUGUUGACGCCUUAGGUCGCAGGAGCACCUUUCGCCUGGCAGCCGCUAUUGGGAUCGUUGGCGGCACGCUUCAGUGUGCUGCGGUAAAUCAAGCAAUGUAUCUUGUCGCUCGGGCAUUCACCGCUAUCCCUGUGGGCAUAACCAUCGUCGCAAUGCCAAUUUACUACUCCGAAGUUGCACCACCCCAUUCCAGAGGACUCAUGGCGGGUGCACAUGGAUGUUGUAUCAACCUUGGCUACUUCCUGGCUGCUUGGAUAGGCUUUGCAUGCUACUACGCAGCUGAUUCAACCUUUGGCUGGCGCUUUCCCAAUGCCGUUGUGGUUUUGUGGGCUGUCUUGCUCCUCGUUGGCACUUUAUUCGUCCCGGAAUCUCCUCGCUGGCUUGUUCAGCGACAGCGCAAUGCAGAAGCACUCAAAAUUCUGUGUAGAUUGCACCACGAUCCGUCUGAUCCAGAAGAUACGUUCGCCCACCGGGAGCUGAAUCUUAUUGUGAAACAAUUGGAGCAAGAUCGUGGUGCGAUUACGGGGGGCGGCCGCUGGCAGCUCUUCACUGAGAAGACGUAUCGAAAACGCCUGCUCCUCGCUCUCAUGAUCGCAAUCGGCGGCCAAAAUGCAGGUAUUCUUGUGAUCAAUAACUACAACGUCCUGCUUUAUGAGUCACUAGGAUUGACUGGCUCCAUGCCUCUGUUGAUCGCCGCCGUCUGGAACACCAUCGGCUUUAUCGCAAAUGUUGUGCGCGCCGCCACGAGUGACCGAACCGGAAGACGAACUGCAUUAGUCUACGGGUAUGCCUUCACAAUGGGAAGCUUUGUCAUCGCAACCGGCUUGAUUGGCAAGUAUGCAGAGACACCGACACGAGGAUGGGCUGCUGCCGCAACGGUCUUCCUGUUCAUAUACGUGGUUGGAUACGGCACCUGCAUCGACCCCAACCAAUUCACCGUCGUCUCCGAGAUCUUUCCGUCGCACCUUCGCGGACAAGCAGUUGGCAUAUCUCUCUGUGGCCUGUUCCUCGCCGACACCUUGUGGUUGGAACUCCAGCCCACCGCAGAAGGAGCGAUCGGGUGGAAAUACUACCUUGUUUUCGCAUGCUUGGGGAUGGUGCACACCAUCUUCUUAUACCUUAUACUUUUUUCUCCCUGAGACUUCCGGUCUGGCUCUCGAAGAGAUCGAUCAACUCUUUGGCAAAACCGUCGUUGCUCACCUGGACGACCAUCCGCUUGCAGGGACUGCAGUCAACGGAGCUUCUGGCGAGACUGGAGAAAAGGACGGCGCGGUCACGGCGCAACAUGCUGAGACUGCUCAGGUAAAGCAAUGAAGCUUAUGUGGCAAGAUGGCUGAAGGGGAAGCAGGA
This is a messenger RNA of Exophiala viscosa, 1945 nucleotides long. Its product is annotated as general substrate transporter. The record is from RefSeq and is a predicted model, not a curated record. Lineage: Eukaryota; Fungi; Ascomycota; Eurotiomycetes; Chaetothyriales; Herpotrichiellaceae. The transcript is spliced from 9 exons. Gene Ontology annotation, molecular function: carbohydrate:proton symporter activity. Gene Ontology annotation, cellular component: membrane. The coding region runs from base 355 to 1734 and encodes 459 amino acids. Gene Ontology annotation, biological process: carbohydrate transport; transmembrane transport.